Peromyscus maniculatus bairdii (prairie deer mouse) is the source of this 765-nucleotide messenger RNA. RefSeq names its product cutA divalent cation tolerance homolog (gene Cuta). Gene Ontology annotation, molecular function: copper ion binding. Gene Ontology annotation, biological process: response to metal ion. Lineage: Eukaryota; Metazoa; Chordata; Mammalia; Rodentia; Cricetidae. The record is from RefSeq and is a predicted model, not a curated record.
GGCGGCUGCUCCUCCGGGGCUCCCGGUCCUUCCCCCCGCCACCCCCGCCGUGAAGCGCGCGGCCUCUGAUCCCGUCCCCUCCUCCUCCACCAGCUGGGGCUGCAUGAGCUGGGGGCGGGCCCCCGUGGUCCUGCUCGGCGGAGGGGUGAGUCUGGCCCCGCCCCUUCCGGUCUCCAAGUUUCACCGGGCUUCAGUACCCCGAACCGCCUGCAAGUUGAAGGCCACGCUGCUCCUGUCGUUCCUUUGGAUGCCCGCGCUGCUGCCGGUGGCUUCCCGCCUUCUGUUGCUGCCCCGAGCCUUGCUGUCCAUGGCUUCCGGAAGCCCUCCCCUGCCCUCGCCGGGCUCCGGCUACGUCCCAGGAUCGGUUUCUGCAGCCUUUGUCACUUGUCCCAAUGAGAAAGUCGCCAAGGAGAUCGCCAGGGCCGUGGUGGAGAAGCGCCUAGCAGCCUGCGUCAACCUCAUCCCGCAGAUCACGUCCAUCUAUGAAUGGAAAGGAAAGAUCGAGGAAGACAGUGAGGUGUUGAUGAUGAUUAAAACCCAAAGCUCCCUGGUCCCUGCUCUGACAGAGUUCGUUCGGUCUGUGCACCCUUACGAAGUUGCUGAGGUGAUUGCGUUGCCUGUGGAGCAGGGGAACCCCCCAUACCUGCAUUGGGUGCGCCAGGUCACAGAAUCCGGUUCAGAUUCUGGCCCAGCCCCCUCCUCUGCUUAACGCCCUCUGGUUUCCAGGUGAUGAUGUCUGAGCCCCCAAUAAAUCCUCUCCUGUUC